GCGGCGGCGGCGGGGACGGGGGCGGCGGCGGCGGCGGUAGCACCGCCCCUGCUCAGGCGUCUGCGCCCAGGACCCCCGGCCGGCCGCGCGGGGGACGGAGCGACUGACGUACCUCGCGCGCCCCCGCCCCCGUCCCCGCCCCGGCCUCAUCUUCCCCGAGCUCCCGGGGCUCGCGGGCUCAGGCGCCUCUCGCUCCUCGCCCCUCGCCGCGGCCCUUUCUCUCCCGAGCGCCUCGGAGCGCCUCUGCCGGGCGGCGUCGGGACCCGAGCAGCGGCGGGAGGGCGGGCGGGCGGGCGGCCGGCGCAGGCGGCCCCGAGGAUGAAGUGCAAGCCGAACCAGACGCGAACCUACGACCCGGAGGGGUUCAAGAAGCGGGCGGCGUGCCUGUGCUUCCGGAGCGAGCGCGAGGACGAGGUGCUCUUAGUGAGUAGCAGUCGGUACCCGGACCGCUGGAUCGUGCCGGGCGGGGGCAUGGAGCCCGAGGAGGAGCCCGGCGGUGCGGCCGUCCGCGAGGUGUACGAAGAGGCGGGAGUCAAGGGGAAGUUAGGCCGGCUCCUGGGCAUUUUCGAGCAGAACCAAGAUCGCAAGCACAGAACGUACGUGUAUGUACUGACUGUCACUGAGAUUCUGGAGGAUUGGGAAGAUUCGGUGAGCAUUGGGAGGAAGCGAGAGUGGUUCAAAAUCGAAGAUGCCAUCAAGGUUCUCCAGUGCCACAAACCCGUGCAUGCCGAAUACCUGGAAAAACUAAAGCUGGGCGGCUCCUCAACCAAUGGAAACUCCGUGGCCCCGUCCCUGCCAGAGAGCGCUCCCUAGUGAAUGGCAUAGAUGUUGUUCAGAUUUACUUUGAAAGAAUCAAGUGUGUGAACCCAAUGAUGAAUGGAAUUGUGAAGACAGGUGAGCUCUUUCACGCUCCCAAGGACACAGUUCAUCCUAUCCUUUUGGACACCUCUUCCCUGUUUAUUACAGUGACUAUUCUCCAGGUUGUUGCACUACUACUGUAUCUGUACAGACUUCUAAUUUGGCAACGAUGGCCUUUUUUGUGCUUUUAUGAUUAUGUGUCUAUAUUUCCUACCAGUUAUAUGACAUUGAGUGCAAGGAUCUUAUUUCCUUAGUCUUUUUAUAUAUCUAGCAUACAAGGCAUCACUUGAAAUAUGGUAGACAUCACUGAAGAUUUGUCUAGAAAAUUAAUAUUUUGUAAUGACACUGAAUGCAUUUACCCUCUAAUCUGUUGUUAGUACAGUAAAUGCUGUCUGUUUAGCAUAUUUGUGGCUUUUGUAUAUCACAUGUCACAAAAGUGUUUAAAGGCAGCUGUGAGACGUUAGAAAGCAAAAAUUCAUACUCUUAUGUCUUUGUCAUCCCAGAUAUUAUGUGCCUCCUAAUGGCAUACACUACACCACCUAUGAAAUAUAUGUGCCAAAAUUUUGAACCUAAAUCUGACUGUGCCUCUAGACAGAACUCCUAAUGUAUAGAAAACACAGGGAACAGAGAAACAUUACAACAAAAAGAUGGUAUCAGUAGAAUCCAGACCACAGGAAAACAUUAUAGGACAAAUGACUCAGUACCUUCAGUAAAUAAAUUACCAGGAUGAAAGAAAUGGAGGAUGAACCUAUAGAUUAAAAAAGACUUGAGACUUAUCAACCAAUUGUAAUGUAUGGAUUUUUUUUGGAUCCUGAUUUGACCAAACUGUAAAAUAAAUACGUUUUGAGACAAUCCGGAUAAUUUGAAAAGUAACUUGAUAUUUGAUAUUAGUUGGAAUAAUAGUAUUACGGCUAUGUUGAAAAAUAAGAGUCCUUAUCUUUAAGUAAGAGAUUCUCAAGUAUUUACAAUUGAAAUGAUACCAGAAUAAUAGGUUUGGAUGUUAAUUGUCUUGGAGAUAUUGAUGAAAAAUGAUUGGCUUUGACUUGAUAAUUGUUGAAGCUGGGUAGUGGUUAAAUGAUGGUUCAUUACAUAUGUUCCUCUCUACUUUUGUAUAUUUGACAUUUUUUAUAAUAAAAAGUUACUAAAAGUA
Messenger RNA from Sus scrofa (pig), 2008 nucleotides. Its product is annotated as diphosphoinositol polyphosphate phosphohydrolase 3-beta. Lineage: Eukaryota; Metazoa; Chordata; Mammalia; Artiodactyla; Suidae. The record is from RefSeq and is a predicted model, not a curated record. Gene Ontology annotation, biological process: diphosphoinositol polyphosphate metabolic process; diadenosine pentaphosphate catabolic process; diadenosine hexaphosphate catabolic process. Gene Ontology annotation, cellular component: nucleus; cytoplasm. Gene Ontology annotation, molecular function: endopolyphosphatase activity; diphosphoinositol-polyphosphate diphosphatase activity; bis(5'-adenosyl)-pentaphosphatase activity.